UGAACUCGUUGUGUCAUUCGAUUAUGUUAACAGUACUUUUGCUAACGUUUUUCUAAGCGGACCGGCAAAAUUUGUUUUUGAAGGUAAAAUAAGAUAAUAAAAGAGUAUAUUUCAUGGGGAAUGGACUGGUAAGRUAGGGAGGGAAAGUAGUUAGUAUGUUUAUUUAUUUUAGUCGCUGUCGCUAGAUAUUAAACAAUUAUUCGCCAAAGGCUAAGUGAUUAUCGGUGAAUCAACCGAGUCCACAAGUUCUUCAAGCGGUGAUACAUACCAUAAUCGAUCACGGAGCGAGCCUAAGGCGAAUAAUUGUUUUAGUAUGAUUUUAGUUUUUAAUAUAUUAGAGAAAAGACGAGAAACUUCAAGUGAAUCUUUUCAGCAAAAUAGAUUCAAGUUUGCCUUUCCUCGGCGCAGAAAAACAAGCUCAUUUCGCAGCACUGCGAGAAAAAAUCAGGUUCCUGGGAUGACGUCACUGAGGGACUGGUGACCCUAUCAUAACAAACAAGAUGGCUGAAGGUUCUCGACUCUGACAUGUACAUCACGUUUAACACCGAAUGUUGCUUCAAUUGACRACAAAAAGAUACAAAACUGUGCUGAAAUCAUGGCACAAAAAACACGUUUACCUAGUAUGACUUCUGAACAGAUUAAACUUAUCCUAAAAGAAGUGCUUAGUGCUUUUGAUACACCAGGGAAUAAACUAAGAUUGUCCAUGAUYCAAGAAAAUGCUGGAGAUGAUCUGGUCGACAUGAUGCAGAACAUCAUACCUGCUACAGCAAGUAUACAGCAACAAGUAAUCAAGAACCAUGGCUUCAAUACUACAGAAGGAGUGCUAAAGUUCACCCAAAUGGUCCAGUUCUUUGCGAAAGAUGACCCAGAAAUGGCAGAAAUGGCUGAUAAACUCAGAAUCAAGUUUAUUCCACCAAUGCCAAAGCUCCCUUUSCUUGUARCUGGUACUGAYCCCACGUAAUGAAAUAUUAUCAUAACUAAAAGAAURCAAAAUGUAUAGGAUAAAAUUAUAUUGAAAAAUUGUGAAAAGUAUGAUCAUAGAUCCAUUAUUUGUUUGAAUAGAAUUGUCUUCAUUUUUGACUCA
Actinia tenebrosa (Australian red waratah sea anemone) is the source of this 1084-nucleotide messenger RNA. RefSeq lists its product as uncharacterized. Gene Ontology annotation, cellular component: cytosol; cytoplasm. Gene Ontology annotation, biological process: post-embryonic development. Lineage: Eukaryota; Metazoa; Cnidaria; Anthozoa; Actiniaria; Actiniidae. Gene Ontology annotation, molecular function: diaminopimelate epimerase activity. The record is from RefSeq and is a predicted model, not a curated record.